Molecule: messenger RNA, 3155 nt
Organism: Bursaphelenchus okinawaensis
Lineage: Eukaryota; Metazoa; Nematoda; Chromadorea; Rhabditida; Aphelenchoididae
Source: the annotation of a GenBank genome assembly
AUGCGGAUCCUCAGGCGUUCCGAAGUUCUGCUCGCGCCGAACACUCGAAACUCAAUAUUUGCAGCCGUUGCCACCGCCAGCGCGCCGGCCUUGCGCUGGAUGGACUUUAUUACCUCAUUCGACAUUCGCCUCGAGAAAGACGUGUACUAUGCGGGCGAGCCGGUAGUCGGUUGUGUGGUGCUCGAGAACUCCGAGCCAAUUAAGAUUCGAGGUGAGCACGAUUUGAGAUUUUUUUAAAAUUUUUUUACAUUUUCAAGUUUUUUAAAAUUUAUUCUAUUAUACCAAAAAUGCAUUUUUUUUGAAAGUUUUAGAAUUUUUUACUCUCAAGGUUUUUCGAUAAAAUCGUGACAUUUCGUCGAAUUUUUCAAUAACUUUUUGACAUUUUGUCAAAUUUUAAUUAAAUUUGAUUUUGCUAUACCAAAAAUGCAUUUUCUUCGCAAAUUUAAGGCUUUUUUUGAUUUUUACAAUUAAAAAUUUUCCAAUAAAUUUGUGGCAUUUCGUUACAUUUGCAAAAAAGCGUAAAUAAUGUGCGAAAAAUGCGUUUUUGUGUAAAGUGAGCUUUUUACUUCUUCACUUUUUCAAAUUUUUCAAUACUUUUGUAAGAGUUUGGCGAAACUACUAAUACUUUUGUGACACUUCGUCAAAAUUUCCAAUAACUUUUUUACAUUUCGUCAAAUGUUUAAAUAAUUUGAUUUUUCAACAAAAUCAUGAAAAAAUAUUAUAAAAAAUUAAAAAUCAUUAUAAUUAAACAUUUGGCCACUUUAAACUGGACUAUUUUUAGGAAUACGAGUAUUUUUGCGCGGUCGAGCCCGCGCCCAAUGGAAAGUCCUAAAAUCGGGCGAAAGUCGGACCUUAAAAGACGACCAGUACCUAUUGGACGAAAAGUACGUCAUCUGGGGCAAGGACAAGAACGAUGACCCGGAAGGCAUUGAAGUGCUACAACGUGGCCCUCAUCAAUUCAACUUUACAUUUCAACUACCACAAAGUCAGAUGCCAUGCUCGUUGGAGACUAAAGCGGGUACGAUAAGGUACUAUGUGAAGGUGGUCAUUGACAUACCUUAUGCCAGCUCACCACAAGGUAUCAAGUACUUUACGUAUGUGGGCCCACAUACGGAUUGUAUGGACGAAAAAUAUUUGACGCCAUUGACCGGUCAAGACCACAAAGUACGAUGCUUUCGCUGCUGUCGACGUGGUAUGAUAGCGUUGCGGAUGGUACUGGAGAGGACGGCGUAUUGUUGUGGAGAGAAUCUCAAAUUCAAAGCACAUAUCGAGAAUCACCAAGAUUUUUCUAUCACUUUAUGCACGAGGUUAUAUCAGGUAAGUUUUCGUGGUUUUUUGUUUUCCAAUAAAUUUGUGACACUUAGUCUAAAUUUCCAAUAAUUUUGUGACACUUCGUCGAUUGAAAAAAGCGCAUAUAAUAUUCACAAAUUUAUAACCUUUAAGGCUUUCCAUAUUAUUUUAGCUUUUUCAAUAUCUUUUUGACACUUCGUCUAAAUUUCCAAUAAUUUUGUGGCAUUUCGUAAAAUUUAUAAAUACUAAAACAAAUUACUCAAAAACAUUUUUUUUGCAUUUUUCUUCACAAAAAUAAUUAUAAAAUCUUCUACAACAUUACCUUUAACUCCAUAUUUUUAGCACGUUGAGUAUAGAAUAGAACGAGGUACGAGUGAAGUCAAAAGCGUAGUAAGCAUGGUGCUAGAGCACCGAUCCCCAACAAUAGCCGAGAACUCUCGAGUAAAAUUCGACCCGAAUGAAGCGCAGCCAAUCAAAUUACCAGUUGUACCACCAACGAUGGUCGGAGUGUGUCGAUUGAUCCAAGUGUACUAUGUGCUCAAGUUUUGUAUCGAGGACGAAAGGAAGAAUGAGUCGCUGGAAAUGGACUUUCCUCUAACUGUAGCCACGGUGCCGUAUCGGUCGAAUCAGUCACAGGUCUACUCUGUCACUUAUGGUAGGUGUUAUAUUUAUGAUAUACUGCUUGAAACUUAAAAGUAAUCUACAUUCUUGGAGAUGGGGAUACCUACAAAAAUGAUUUUUUGCACAUUUAAAGUUGAGACUUUUUUACGCAAAUUUUGAAACAUUUUAGGUUUCUGCUUUGCAUAUUACGAGCCACAGAAUGUAUCCAAACGUUUAUGUAGGAUUUAACAAAAGUUCCAAAAAAUUUUUGGCAAAAACUGUCAAAACAUUUAAGCCUUUUUGUUGAAAAUUUUUGAAAUUUAACAAAAUGCGAACCAAUAAACAUAGAAACAUAUCUUGAUAACAGUUGUAGUAUACCAAAUUUUAAAAGUUCCAAAAAUAAUUUUUAAAAAGCUGCUGAAAUUACUGACUGCACUGUGCAAAAAAACGCCAUAACUUUUAGGACCUUUUGUUUAAAAAAGAAAAUUCACAAAAUACAAAUUAAUAAACAUAGAAAUGUAGCUAGGUAACAAUUUUAGUAUAUUACGUUUUAAAAGUUUCAAAAAAUAUAUAUUUUCAAACAUCUAUCAAAAUUAUUGACUGCACUGUGCAAAAACAGCCAUAACUUACGAGCCCUUUUAUAGAAACUGCUUAAAAUUUUCAAAAAUACUCUAAGAAACAACUUCAAACUACUACAAUGUAAAUUUUUCAGAUUUCUGCGUAGACUACAUAGAAACAGGCAAAUAUAUAUCGACCGAAUUCCGCUUGGGCCAUGUUUAUGAUGGUGACAAUGGAACGUCGGAAGAAGUGGAAGACAUAAUCCUAUAUCGACCAGUCUAUGUUACAGUAGCUCACAAAGCUCGUAUGGAUAAGCUAUUAGUGAGUUUUAAAAAAUAUUUUACAUUUUUUGACCAUUUUUUUGAACAGUUUAAAAAAAUAAACAAUUGAAUUUUAAAUUUUAAAUUUCCCGCAUUUUUUGGCAUAGUGUUUACAUACAUGACUUAUUAAACUUAAAAAAUACAAUUUCAUGAUAUCUGAAUAUCACUUUUGAUAAAAAAAAUAAUUUGCAGGACUCCCGCCUAUCCGAUUCACCUCAAUCUAUCCGAGAGCUACCCAAGGAAGACUCGAUCAAACGCCUACCAACAACAACACAAUCAGCCGAACCCUUGAACACUAUCGACGGUGUUAUUCAGCCGGUGAAUGGGGAUCUCAGCCCUAGGACGGCGUUAGAAGACAGCAGCAACGAGGUCAUACAGUUAUAUUAA